GGAAGCAAUGGGAGAAGAUCAGCGAAAAGAUCGAUAAGAGAGAUCAAGAAGCGAAUGAACUUGCUAGGCUGCGUGAAGAUGUUGCCAGACGUACGAGAGCUAAGGAAGCGGUCACUCCUAUGCCUUCUGUUCAUACUGAUUUGGAUACGGUGUUCAAGAUCAGACUUGAACAAGAGGAGAUGAGGACUGCUGCCGAUCGACACUUUGCUGUUAUGGAGGAACGGAUUAACAGUUUGACCCAGAGUAAAGAAGCUGCUGAAGCAAGUGCUGAAUUGUGGAAGGCUGAAGCCUUGCGUCCAAGAAAUAAGAGAGGGAGCAUCGCGAUCGAGACUCUGCUACCGCAGACUAGAUCUCGUUUGAAGGGGACUCCUCGUCAGGCCACCGAUGUACCUGGACCGUCUUCUGUACGUACCGAGGGCAGAAUCAAUCCAAAUUUGAAGGGGAUUGUUGAUUGCCAUAAUAUGGAAGUUAACUUACUUAAAGAGAUGCGUUUGAAAGAUGUCAACGGAAGAAUUGAGGCUGAGAAGGAAGUUGAGAAGUUGAAGGUGGAGAUGGCGCGGUUAGCUAUGAGUCAACGGCAGAAGGGGACCAAUCUCAAGACACGAAUGGAUGAAGUCGCCGACACUUUUACUUAUAAACCACCUUGUCCACCUUCCUCGAAGAAGAAGGCUGCACCUGUCGGUAUCGAAGCUAAUGAUCGUGAUGGGCUUUUGCAGAUGGAGAAGAAGAAUCUACGACGAAAGAACAAGGAGGAGAUUCAAGAAAUCUGCCGAGAGGAAGGUGUGCCGUACACUACUCUGGAACCUACGAAGGAGGCGAUUGCCACCAGAAGAGUUGAGAAGGCCUUUGGGGUAGAGGAUCAAAACAAAGGUAAGGAGAAGGCUACCUCCGUUGUGGAAGUGUCUGCUGGGGAUUCGGAAGCGGUUGAAAGGGAUGACGAUACUGAUGUCGCUGUGUCUUAGUGACUUUCCCGAGCGCAUUUGACCUUUGGGCUUCGGUCCGCUAUCUGUGUAAAUUUCGUUAUUCCAAUGAGUUAUUGAGAUGUAGAGUGGUGAACAGAUUGUUAUGCGUGACAACUUGUUUACUGUUGAUUUCCGGAGUGAUUCCUUGGGGAAAACGGUUAAUCCCUUUUAUCUCUCGUUAUUUGGCUUGCGAUGAGGAUGUUUCGGGUGAUUUUGUGGGACCAUUGGGGUACGUGCUUUUUUCGCCUUGGUGUAAGCAUAUCUAUGUAGGUAGUACCACUAGAGAUCUGCAUACCCGUUGGGCUGAACACGUUUAUCGAUUCUCUAAUGGCUAUGGGAUUAGUAAAGGGAAGCUAAAUGA
This is a messenger RNA of Chara braunii, 1323 nucleotides long. NCBI's taxonomy places the organism in Eukaryota, Viridiplantae, Streptophyta, Charophyceae, Charales, Characeae. The record is from the annotation of a GenBank genome assembly.